This is a messenger RNA of Vicia villosa (hairy vetch), 1319 nucleotides long. RefSeq names its product metal tolerance protein C2-like. NCBI's taxonomy places the organism in Eukaryota, Viridiplantae, Streptophyta, Magnoliopsida, Fabales, Fabaceae. The record is from RefSeq and is a predicted model, not a curated record. Bases 114 to 701 code for a protein of 195 amino acids. The transcript is spliced from 3 exons. Gene Ontology annotation, biological process: zinc ion transport; intracellular zinc ion homeostasis; transmembrane transport. Gene Ontology annotation, molecular function: zinc ion transmembrane transporter activity. Gene Ontology annotation, cellular component: Golgi apparatus; membrane.
UUGGGUCUUAGUAUUCAGUUUCAGUUUUCAGUAUACGCCAUUCGAUCAAGGCACUUCUUCUGACAGUGAAGCUUUCAGCGACACAACAAUCAUCAUUUCCAAUUUCCACAACGAUGGAAGCGAUAGAAUCUCUCGGUUCUCUCAACGGCGAUUUCGGCUUCUCCGGCACCAGCGAUCGGAGAUUCGCCUUUUCACGCCAACCUUCUUUCCAACAACCCCGCACUCCGAUUUCCACUGAUUCAACCGAUUUGAGUUUCAGAAAACCCUUCCUUUCACGAACUGAUUCCAGCAUAGAUAUCCCCUCUUCUGGACCGCACCAUCACUACUGGUCCGGCCAUGACGAUAAACCUUCCGGCUCACUGCAAAAAUUUGUUUUCUCCUUUUUCCAAAAUAUUAGGUCUGGUCAUAGGUAUAUGAAGAGAUUGUUCUUUAUGAUCUCGCUUAAUGUUGCUUACUCUACUGUUGAGUUGCUCAUUGGCCUCUUCACUGGCCGUGUUGGUCUGGUGUCUGAUGCAGUUCAUUUGACUUUUGGAUGCGGUCUUCUUACGUUUUCCUUGUUUGUUAUGGGGGCGUCUAGAAAAAAACCUGAUGGAGUUUAUACUUAUGGGUAUAAAAGACUAGAAGUCUUGUCUGCAUUUACAAAUGCUGUAAGUAUUCCAAAUUCCCUUUUCUGUUGCACUUGUUACCUUGUAUCAUUGUGAUUAGGUUGCCUGAUGCUGUCAUCUAUUUACAUUUUGAUGCUUGAACGAUAAAUCUGAUAUUCAUUUAAAGAUUACCCAUAUCCUUUUACCUCCUAUGAUGCAUGUGCAUCUCAAACCGGACAGAUAAUUGGUCUAGGUCUCAGGCCAGGUCUUUUGAAUCUUUCGUGAGGUUUAGGAGGCAUUUGAAAGAGCUUAAUUGAACGUAUUUUCUGACACAAGUACUUGUGCAAGUAUUCUGAAGAGCUUGUAAAAUUAAUAGUGUAAUGGAUAUAUAGUGUAAGCUAAUUUUCAACCGACGUCCAAUGAAAAUCAAUUGGUCUGUCACGUCAGUCCACUUUUGUAACUGCAUCUAGGAAUAAAUAAAUGGAAAAAUAGUGAGCUCUCAUUAGACGCCAAUGCAAAACAGGUUUAUUCUGAAAGUCAUUUAAGCUCAAUAAUUUGACAUGCCAAUAAAUUAUUUUUAGCUUAUGUUCAUAAGCUCUCCAUGAUAGAUAUGGAAGCAGCUUAUGCAGAGUUUACCAUCAUUACCAUUUUGAUUAUAGAGAGAACUUAUACUCGCUCUCAUGCAAUAACUUUUUAUUUAUAUUGUAUAUCAAAUUAUCAAUGUUAGGAUAGUAC